This is a messenger RNA of Paramecium pentaurelia, 697 nucleotides long. Lineage: Eukaryota; Ciliophora; Oligohymenophorea; Peniculida; Parameciidae. The record is from the annotation of a GenBank genome assembly.
AUGUCAUUAUAAUCCAGAAAGUCUAUUAAGCAUGAAAAAUUCCUUUAAACAAUAUUGGAAUAGUCCAAUUAAUUCAUUUAUAUAUACUUAGUUAUCUAAUUCUUCUCCUUAUCAUCCCUCUAUAACUCUAACUCUAUCCAGAUCAAAUAACCUCCUCUCUAAUUAAUCAUUCCUUAGAUCAACCAACAUCGAUUCAAAAACCUUCUAAUUCUUCUUUAAUAUUUUGUUCUUCUUGGUAAGUUUAACGAGUUACAGUUUCUGAUCCUAUUAAAAUUAUCACUUCUCUUCUUGAAUAUCCUGAUAAUAGAAGGAGAAGUUCUCUCUGGCCAAAUCUAUUUAUAUUGUGUAAUUGCUUCAGUAUUCAUUAGGUACUUGGCCAGACCAGGAGAAACAAAAACUGUAUCAAUAUAUUAUAAGAAUAGGUUUCUUUUAGAACUAUAUGCCAUACGCUUCUUACUUAAUCAACGCUUUAUUUUAAAAAUCAACCUUCUUCUUUUUCUUGAUCUUUUUUACUUUAAGCACUUUCGAAGAGAGAGUUGCUUUAGAAUAUUUCAAAUCACAUCUUCGAGAGUACUUCUGUAUUAUUCUGAAAUCUAAUAUCUCGACCAAAAAACUUAACCAACUCAACCAACUAGUAUGGAUGGCUUAAAAGCUAAUUUAAUAGGUAUCUCUUCUCUACACUGAUAAUGAUAAAUGA